Molecule: messenger RNA, 1554 nt
Organism: Ochotona curzoniae (black-lipped pika)
Lineage: Eukaryota; Metazoa; Chordata; Mammalia; Lagomorpha; Ochotonidae
Gene: CERKL
Product: ceramide kinase like
Exons: 13
Coding region: 1-1554 (517 amino acids)
Molecular function (GO): kinase activity
Source: RefSeq, a predicted model, not a curated record
AUGCUGCGGAGGCCGCGCAGGAGCCGGGUGAACGCCUGGGAGGGCGGCCGGGAGGAAGAGGCGCGUCCGCGGCAGAGGGAGGAGCGGGUUCUGCUGCGAGGCAUCUUCGAGAUCCACAGGGGCAGCUGCGACGUGGUGCUGAGCGAGAGGGCCCUGAGGUGGCGGCCCAUUCAGCCCGAGCGCCCGGCGGGUGAUGCCAAGUUGAAUUUGCAAUGUAAAGAAGAAUUUAUUGAACUUAAGAACAUAUUCUCUGUGAAACUGAAACGGCGUCUUUGUAUUAAACAACCAGGAAGUGGCACUUUACUAGGCAUCACACUUUUCAUCUGCUUGAAAAAGGGACGAAAUAAAUUAAAGAAUUCUGCACUUGAUCUUAUUAAUUUAAGUGAAGAUCAUUGUGAUGUGUGGUUUAGACAGCUCAAGAAAAUUUUGGCAGGCUUUUCCAACAGACCGAAGUCAUUACAAAUACUCCUCAACCCUCAGAGGCACAGGAAAGGAGCUGCCCAGGUUUAUUACGAGAAGGUUGAACCUCUCUUGAAGCUUGCAGGAAUAAAGACUGAGGUAACAGUAACGGAACAUGAAGGGCAUGCUUUGUCGCUGCUGCAGAAGUGUGAGCUCCAGGGAUUGGAUGGCAUCAUUUGUGUGGGUGGAGAUGGAUUUGUUAGUGAAGUUGCCCAUGCCUUGCUUCUUAGAGCCCAGAAGAAUGCUGGGAGGGAAGCAGAUGGACUCCUGAGCCCAGUCAGAGCCCAGCUUCCACUUGGCUGGAUACCAACAGGAUCAAACAAUGUGUUGGUACAUUCUCUUUGUGGACUCCCUCACGUGGUUACUGCAACUUUGCGCAUUAUCAUGGGAGACCUCCGACCCGCUGAUGUCUGCACCUUUAGUACCACGGGCAAACUUCUGCGCUUUGGGUUCUCAGCCACGUUCGGCUUUGGUGGAAGAACUUUGGCACUGGCAGAAAAGUAUCAAUGGAUGUCCCCCAACCAACGAAGAGAUUUUGCUGUAAUUAAGGCACUGGCAAAACUCAAGCUGGAGGACUGUGAAAUAUCAUUUUUGACAUUUGACAGUUCUCAGGAUAUACAAGAAAGGAGGGAACAAGGCUCUCGAGAAUCUGACUAUAAUGACCAAUGGCAAACGAUCCAAGGGCAAUUCUUGAAUGUCAGCAUUAUGGCAACGCCCUGUUUGUGUUCAGUGGAACCUAACCACAGAAUAAACAAUGGAGGUAUGGCUCUAAUAAUUGCGCGGGACACAUCUCGGCCAGAAUUUAUAAAGCAUUUGAAGAGAUACGCCAGUUCAAAAAAUCAGUUCAAUUUUCCAUUUGUUGAGACUUACAUUGUUCAAGAAGUAAAAGUUUGUCCGAAGAACACUACGAGUGGAAGUAACACAGAGGAGGAGGAGAAAUCUUGUAGAAUUGCUUCAGAAGAACAUUUCCCUUGGAAUGUAGAUGGCGAUUUAUUGUGGGUUACAUCAACAGUCCAUGUUAGAUUGCAUCCAGGACUUAUCAGUCUUUAUGGAAGCACCAUGGAAGAGAUGAGUGAUCCUAAAAUUACAUUGUAA